UAGGUGUACGUCGACGUCGGCUGCUAAGCCGACCGACCUAUGUGAGCUGUGGAUAUCAACACCUACGUCGUGCGCCGACGCUUCUUCUACCUACAGAAUAUAAUUAAACAUGGCGGACGCCCCGAUUGUCCUCGAUGGAGGAACCGGAUUCCUCAAGGCAGGAUACGCGGGGCAGAACUUCCCGGACCACCAAUACCCUUCCAUUGUCGGUCGACCAAUUCUGCGAUCCGAAGAACGCGAUGGCGAUAUAGUUGUCAAAGAUAUCAUGUGCGGAGACGAAGCAGCCGCCGCUCGCUCGAUGCUUCAAAUCACCUAUCCGAUGGAAAAUGGUAUCGUCAAGAGAUGGGAUGAUAUGCAACACCUCUGGGAUUUUACCUUUUAUGAGAAGAUGGGGAUUGAUACCACCGGACGCAAGAUUCUGCUGACCGAGCCGCCGAUGAACCCUCUCAAAAACCGGGAAAAGAUGUGCGAGGUCAUGUUCGAGCGGUAUAACUUUGGAGGUGUCUACGUGGCCAUUCAGGCUGUCUUGGCCCUCUAUGCUCAAGGUUUGAGCAGUGGUGUCGUUGUCGAUUCUGGUGACGGUGUCACGCAUAUUGUCCCCGUUUACGAAUCCACUGUUCUCAACCACCUCACCCGCAGACUCGAUGUCGCUGGCCGUGACGUGACGCGGAAUCUCAUCGCACUCUUGCUUCGACGCGGAUAUGCUCUCAACCGUACUGCCGACUUUGAAACCGUUCGUCAGAUUAAGGAGAAGCUCUGCUAUGUCUCGUACGACCUCGAGCUGGACCAACGCCUGAGCGAGGACACCACGGUGCUGGUGGAAAGCUACACUCUGCCCGACGGUCGUGUCAUCCGCGUCGGCAGCGAGCGAUUCGAAGCACCCGAAUGUCUCUUCCAACCGCAUCUCGUAGAUGUCGAACAGCCCGGCAUUGCAGAGUUCCUUUUCAACACCAUCCAAGCCGCCGACGUGGACGUCCGGAGUAGCUUGUACAAGGCAAUUGUUCUCAGCGGUGGCAGCAGCAUGUAUCCUGGCCUGCCGAGUCGAUUAGAGAAGGAAUUGAAGCAGCUGUGGUUGACAAGAGUGCUGCAGGGCAAUCCUGAGAGAUUGAACAAAUUCAAGGUCCGUAUCGAAGACCCUCCUCGUCGAAGACACAUGGUUUUCCUGGGUGGAGCCGUUCUCGCCAACAUUGUAAGUCGACUCCCUUUUUUUGCUUACUCGUCUUGGCUGUCGCAUUCUCCUAUGUAUAUGGUUGUCCUAGGCCUGGCUAACGCUUAUAUUUUUGCGACCAAACAGAUGGCAGACAAAGACAACAUGUGGGUUACGAAGCAAGAAUGGGAGGAAGAAGGCGCGCGGGCACUGCAGAAGCUUGGUCCGAGAUGAAGAAGAUGAAUGACUACCAUCUUGAUCCAUUGUAUCUUCGCUGCACAAUUCGUCAAUCACUCUAUACGCGCGCGCGCUCUCUCUCUCUCUCCCGUAUGUGUCUUUGAUUGAUCCCUCCUUUUGCUCCUGGGAGGGGCUUUGUCCUGUGCUUUGUUUCUCUGCCACCAAUGUUGUCUCUUUACUACUCUAUCUACUUUUUUUUCUGUUUCGCAUUUUGUGCAUAGAAUACACCAACCCCAACACCAUAAGUCUCUAA
This is a messenger RNA of Xylona heveae TC161, 1637 nucleotides long. RefSeq names its product actin-like protein 2. Lineage: Eukaryota; Fungi; Ascomycota; Xylonomycetes; Xylonales; Xylonaceae. Gene Ontology annotation, molecular function: actin filament binding. Bases 110 to 1381 code for a protein of 423 amino acids. The transcript is spliced from 6 exons. The record is from RefSeq and is a predicted model, not a curated record. Gene Ontology annotation, cellular component: actin cortical patch; Arp2/3 protein complex. Gene Ontology annotation, biological process: Arp2/3 complex-mediated actin nucleation.